AUGGAGAAAGUUAUUCGUGAGAUUGGUGGUUCGAGAGGCACAGGACUUAAAUACAAAGACGACGAUGGAUAUACUUAUUGGAAAAAUCGACAAUGUCGAAUGCACUUAACUAUUCGUUGUGCAUCCUGGAGAGCUGGUUGUCGUGCAAAAGGCAAAGUUUUUAAUAGCGACACUUCGAAAGUUUUUUUGACGACAGGCCACGAAACUCAUCCAGAAAAUCAAUUGGCAUUAAAUAGAUUCAAAAAUAUUUGUAAUCAACGGGCACAGGCUGAACAAAUAUCACUUCGUGUCAUUUAUAACGAAACAUGCGGUAUGGCAGAUUUUGUAAAUGUUCAUGUCGGUUCAUUUGUCUCACUGCAUAGAACAAUGCGUAGACAUAGGCGUCGAAUUCAUCCAGUCACUCCUCAGUCUAUGACUGAAUUCCACUUACAAUUAACAGGAGAAUAUGCGCACUUGUCUAUGAUACAAAAUGAAACAAUAUACUCUGGCAUUGUUGGUGCAACUCCAGAAGAAGGAACCACUUUACUUUUCAUUUUGCCUGGAAUCAAAAAUUUACUUAGGACUGGUUCAACUUUUUUGUUGGAUGGCACAUUUUCUAGUUCACCAAGUUUUGGAAACGAAUGCCACCAAUUAUAUAUCAUAAUGGGCAUAACAUUUAAUACUGGAUUUCCUAUAGGUUUUGCAUUGAUGUCGAGGAAAACGGAAAGGGCAUACACGACGCUUUUCAAUAAGGUUUUAAGUAUAGUACCAGAGUGGCAACCUCAAACCAUAAUAGUUGAUUUUGAAAGGGCAGCUAUUGCUGCUAUAAGAACAAUGUUCCCAAAUACCACUAUUAGAGGCUGUUGGUUUCAUUCCUCCCAAGCGGUAUGGAGAAAAGUUGCAAACAUAGGAUUGAUUGAAAUAUGUAGUAACCAUCGAGGAGCCUAUGACACAGUGCAUAUGUUGAUGGCAUUGCCUUUGCUGCCGACAAAUAGUAUAGCUGAAGGUUUUGAAACUGUAAGGGCAUACUAUAUUGAGAAUGUGCAAUCAUUGAUUAGCAAUAAUAAUGAUUACAAUUUUACAUUAUUAUUUGAAUAUUAUAGAUCAACAUGGCUUGCAGGUCUGUAA
This is a messenger RNA of Macrosiphum euphorbiae (potato aphid), 1107 nucleotides long. The record is from the annotation of a GenBank genome assembly. Lineage: Eukaryota; Metazoa; Arthropoda; Insecta; Hemiptera; Aphididae.